AUGGCUGAUAAUCAAGAACAAAAACCUGAAGUGGGGCAAGAUAAUAAAACAGACGCCCCAUCGGGGAGAACUGUAAAAACUGAAAAAUCGGAACCGAGUUCCACCCGCGCGGAAAACCCACUUGCCGGAGUGACUGCGCUUCUAGAGCGAUACGGCUACCAACUGGGAGACAUUCUCGGCAAAGGAUCUUAUGCAGUGGUAAGGAAGGCCUACUCAAGAAGGCACAAAAGAUAUGUUGCUGUUAAAAUCAUAUGCAAGAAGAAAGCGCCCGAGGAUUUUUUAUCCAAAUUUCUGCCUCGAGAGAUCAAGGUUCUUAAGAAACUCCAGCAUCCUCAUGUCCUCUCACUGAUUGAGGUUAUUGAGACAAACACCAGGAUGUACAUUAUAACAGACCUGGCGGAAAGCGGCGAUCUUUUAGAGUUUAUACGAAAGAAUGGUGCAGUAGCUGAGGCUCAAGCAAAACGAUUGUUCAAACAACUAGUCCUAGGGAUCACCUAUGUUCAUAGUCAAGAUGUGGUGCAUAGAGAUCUAAAAUGUGAAAAUCUGUUGCUAGACAAAGAAAAGAAUCUUAUUGUAUCUGAUUUUGGAUUUGCGCGCGAUAAUUUGACGUCAGCUACGGGCAAGAAAAAGCUCUGUCAUACCUAUUGUGGUUCUUACGCCUAUGCACCUCCAGAAAUACUUAAAGGAAUCGCUUAUGAUGCUACAUUAGCAGACGUAUGGAGUAUGGGGGUGAUUCUGUACACCAUGGUUUGUGGUCGACUUCCUUUCGAUGAUUCCAACCUACGGAGUCUGCUGCAACAGGUUCACCGCAGAGUCAACUUUCCUUCAAAGAUUAAAAUCGCUGAACCUGUAAAAGCCAUCAUCCACAAAAUGCUACAAUGGAACUUAACCGAGCGAGUAACGGUGGAACAACUUAGAACUGACCCAUGGCUGACCGAAGAGAAGAUUGAGAACGAGGUCGAGAUAGCCUCGUCAUGA
Molecule: messenger RNA, 978 nt
Organism: Pocillopora verrucosa
Lineage: Eukaryota; Metazoa; Cnidaria; Anthozoa; Scleractinia; Pocilloporidae
Product: testis-specific serine/threonine-protein kinase 4-like
Biological process (GO): intracellular signal transduction; protein phosphorylation
Cellular component (GO): cytoplasm
Molecular function (GO): protein serine/threonine kinase activity; ATP binding
Source: RefSeq, a predicted model, not a curated record